Messenger RNA from Styela clava, 1833 nucleotides. RefSeq lists its product as uncharacterized. The record is from RefSeq and is a predicted model, not a curated record. Gene Ontology annotation, molecular function: 8-oxo-dGDP phosphatase activity. Lineage: Eukaryota; Metazoa; Chordata; Ascidiacea; Stolidobranchia; Styelidae.
CUGUCUGUAGAGAAAACUUAUUAAAUACAGUACUGAAAUAGGACUGUCUGACUGUAGGAUAGCUCUGUCAAGCAGUAGUGAAGGAAGUGGUAAAAUGAGCAAUUCAGAAUGGUCUGAAGGAGUUCUCAGACUGCUGAGAAAACUCAACAGCUUUGACGAGCCAGGGUCAAGCAAACCGACUUGUGUUCCAUUUAUCGUCAAUGGCCAGAAUGUCGGGAUUUUACAACAAGAACUUGUGAAAGAGCUUGCAAAUUAUUCUGGAACUUUUACUCUUCAAUGUAACCAAGCUAAUCAAAUCAAUUCUGUUGAAUUGAAUGAGAAAUUUAAGACAUAUGAUGAGCGUUCGGAGGCUGUUCUCAAAGUUGUGCAAGAUCUCAAAGAAAAAAACGCUUUCUUGACUUUGAGGUACUGGAGAAAUGAGGACUAUGAUGUUGCAUCUGGACCUGGCCAACCUGCCUUAUUAAAAGUAGAGAGAGCUGCAACUUCACUAUUUGGUGUAAGAGCGUAUGGAGCUCAUGUUAACGGCUACGUGAAACACCCUGAAAGAGGGUUUUGCAUAUGGCUCGGACGGCGAUCGCCCAAAAAAGAAACUUAUCCUGGAAUGUGGGACAAUGUGGCUGCUGGUGGCCUCGGAGUUGGGUUUGGGAUUCGAGAAACAAUGAUUAAAGAAUGCUACGAGGAAGCCAGUAUUCCAGAGAAUAUCGCGGAAAAUAUGAUCUCAGUCGGAUGUGCGAGUUAUACAAUAGAAAAUGAUAGAGGCAUUGGAAAGGAAUUACAAUACUGUUUCGAUUUAGAAUUACCGUUAGAUUUUACCCCCAAACCACUCGAUGGCGAAAUGCAGACUUUUACGUUAUUUAAUAUUGAUGAAAUUAAGAAUCUCAUUAUACAAGACAAUUUCAAACCUAAUUGUGCUGCAAUUACGCUGGAUUUUUUGGUUCGUCAUGGUUUUGUAACUCCCGAUAAUGAACCUAAAUAUGCAGAGAUUGUGCAGCGCAUGUGUAUGUGGUCGUGAAAUAUAAUUUACGCCUCAAUAUAAAUGAUGAAAAUCCAUAAUCUUAAGCAAAGUUUAUCCAAGAGCCCGCCAACAUAACUGAGCACUUUGCUCGUGAGAGCACAUGGUCGCCGUUGGUUGGUCAUGUAUGAUCAGUCAUCUCUAUGUAUCAGUCAUUUUAUUUGCUAUGUUUAAUAGUGACAAGCCAGCAAAUGAAAUUAUAAAAAUAAAUAUGUUACAGUUUAAGAAUCAAACAAAUCUAAGUCAAUCUACUCUAAAUUAAUGUAAUCAAUGUGAAUGGUACAUAGCGAGAGCAUUUGCUUGUGGCCCUGAGAGAACUGCUCAGGACUCUGUGGCCCUCUAGUGGGCAUUUCUCAAACUGUGUUCCGCGGAGCAGGGAUCAAAUUUGCGACUAAAUUGAUUGCCAUGGCGAUCUCGGUCGUACUUUUGCGACUCUGGGUCAUAAAUUUGCUGUCUGGAAAGCAUGGCGUUCUCGUUACCCGUUCAAUAUCGGUAACCAUCGGCCUAAGUUUUCAAUUGUCGAGGUUGCACCCAUCUUUUUUAUCUUAUAAUUUCUUGGUUUUCCGCAAAAUGAGAUAAAAAAGCGUAGGUGUUUCGGGGCAAAAAAGUUUGAGAAACCUUACAUAGUGGAUCUGAGGCCCAGUUUGUUAUAAACCAUAUAUUAAAUCAUUAUGUACUAAUUUUAUGAAUGUGUUCAGUAUUCAAUAUGUAUUAUUAUUGCUAUGUCAAUACCAUUGCUUCAAUUUAAUAUUUAAUUAUAUAUUGCUAAUUACCAGAGCAAUAAUUUUAUUUACUUUUAUCAAUUUUAUUUUUAAUUUUAA